Messenger RNA from Vicugna pacos (alpaca), 2879 nucleotides. Lineage: Eukaryota; Metazoa; Chordata; Mammalia; Artiodactyla; Camelidae. The record is from RefSeq and is a predicted model, not a curated record.
GGUCUAAGCCGGUCUCCGGCGCAGGCGCAGUGCGGAUAAACAGGAAGCGGGCGGUAGAGGCAGUGGCAGAGGAGAUCUAGGGGCUUCGGGUGAAGGCAGCGGAAGAACUAGGAUUAUUGGAAGGGCAGCAGAGGCCGACUGAGAACGAAAAAAGGCGCCUUCGCCAUCUACCUCUAGGCAACGAGAAAUCGCGGCCUCGCUCUCCGCUUGGAUUUCCGGAUCCCCAGCUUAGGCUGAGGCAGCGGCUGACAAAGGGCUCGCGCCGGUGCCGCCGCCCUUCUCAUCCGGGCAUUCGGGUCCCUGCGGAGAGGGAGGGGGAAGGGCAGAGGGGGAGGGGAAGGAAUAGGAGGGGGGCACGCUUGGAGCCGAGGCCCUCUCUAGGGCUCCGGGCCUGCAGCCCAACGGACGGAGGCCGAGGAGGACCUGCAGAGGUGGCGGCGGCCGGGGUCAGGAGGAUGGUGCAGAAAGAGAGCCAGGCGGCGCUGGAGGAGCGGGAGAGCGAGCUCAACUCCAACCCUGCCGUCUCCGCGGGGGCAUCGUUGGAGCCGCCGGCAGCUCCGGCCCCCGGAGAAGACAACCCAUCCGGGGCCGGGGGAGCAGCGGUGGCCGGGGCGGCAGGAGGGGCUCGGAGGUUCCUAUGUGGCGUGGUGGAAGGAUUUUAUGGAAGACCAUGGGUUAUGGAACAGAGAAAAGAACUCUUUAGAAGGCUCCAGAAAUGGGAACUAAAUACAUAUUUGUAUGCUCCAAAAGAUGACUACAAACAUAGGAUGUUUUGGCGAGAGAUGUAUUCAGUGGAAGAAGCUGAGCAACUUAUGACUCUCAUCUCUGCUGCACGGGAAUAUGAGAUAGAGUUCAUCUAUGCUAUCUCACCUGGAUUGGAUAUUACCUUUUCUAACCCCAAGGAAGUAUCUACCUUGAAACGCAAACUGGAUCAGGUUUCUCAGUUUGGGUGCAGGUCAUUUGCUUUGCUUUUUGAUGAUAUUGACCAUAAUAUGUGUGCAGCUGACAAAGAGGUAUUCAGUUCUUUUGCGCAUGCCCAGGUCUCCAUCACAAAUGAAAUUUAUCAGUAUCUAGGAGAGCCAGAAACCUUCCUCUUCUGUCCCACAGAAUAUUGUGGCACUUUCUGUUAUCCAAAUGUGUCUCAGUCUCCUUACUUAAGGACUGUGGGUGAAAAGCUGCUACCUGGAAUUGAGGUGCUUUGGACAGGUCCCAAAGUUGUAUCUAAAGAAAUUCCAGUAGAGUCCAUUGAAGAGGUUUCUAAGAUUAUUAAGAGAGCUCCGGUAAUCUGGGAUAACAUUCAUGCUAAUGAUUAUGACCAGAAGAGACUAUUUCUGGGCCCAUACAAAGGAAGAUCCACAGAACUCAUCCCACGGUUAAAAGGAGUCCUGACUAAUCCAAAUUGUGAAUUUGAAGCCAACUAUGUUGCUAUCCAUACCCUUGCCACUUGGUACAAAUCAAACAUGAAUGGAGUGAGAAAAGAUGUCGUAAUGACUGACAGUGAAGACAGUACAGUAUCCAUCCAGAUAAAGUUAGAAAAUGAAGGCAGUGAUGAAGAUAUUGAAACUGAUGUACUCUAUAGUCCACAGAUGGCUCUAAAGUUAGCUUUAACAGAAUGGCUGCAGGAGUUUGGCGUACCUCAUCAGUACAGCAGUGAGUUUGGCCAUUCUUUGGGACCCAAAGGAGCACAGAUGUUAAGGGAGUUCCAGUGGCUUCGAGCGAAUAGCAGUGUUGUUAGCGUCAAUUGCAAAGGGAAAGACUCUGAAAAAAUUGAAGAAUGGCGGUCACGAGCAGCCAAGUUUGAAGAGAUGUGCGGACUAGUGAUGGGAAUGUUCACUCGGCUCUCCAAUUGUGCCAACAGGACAAUCCUUUAUGACAUGUACUCCUAUGUUUGGGAUAUCAAGAGUAUAAUGUCUAUGGUGAAGUCUUUUGUACAGUGGUUAGGGUGUCGUAGUCAUUCUUCAGCACAGUUCUUAAUUGGAGACCAAGAACCCUGGGCCUUUAGAGGUGGUCUAGCAGGAGAGUUCCAGCGUUUGCUGCCAAUUGAUGGGGCAAAUGACCUCUUUUUUCAACCACCCCCACUGACUCCUACCUCCAAAGUUUAUACUAUCAGACCAUAUUUUCCUAAAGAUGAGGCUUCCGUGUACAAGAUUUGCAGAGAAAUGUAUGACGAUGGAGUGGGUUUACCUUUUCAAAGUCAGCCUGACCUUAUUGGAGACAAGUUAGUAGGAGGGUUGCUUUCCCUCAGCCUGGAUUACUGUUUUGUCCUAGAAGAUGAAGAUGGCAUAUGUGGUUAUGCCCUGGGCACUGUAGAUGUGACUCCCUUCAUUAAAAAAUGUAAAAUUUCCUGGAUUCCCUUCAUGCAGGAGAAGUAUACCAAGCCAAAUGGUGACAAAGAACUCUCUGAGGCUGAGAAAAUAAUGUUGAGUUUCCAUGAAGAGCAGGAAGUGUUGCCAGAAACUUUCCUUGCCAACUUCCCUUCUCUGAUAAAGAUGGAUAUUCACAAAAAAGUAACUGACCCAAGCGUAGCCAAAAGCAUGAUGGCUUGUCUCCUUUCUUCACUGAAGGCUAAUGGCUCCCGAGGGGCUUUCUGUGAAGUGAGACCGGAUGAUAAAAGAAUUUUGGAAUUUUACAGCAAGUUAGGCUGUUUUGAAAUCGCAAAAAUGGAAGGAUUUCCAAAGGAUGUGGUUAUACUUGGUCGGAGCCUGUGACAUUUGUUGGCACUAUGAACUGUCGGAAAGUCUCUUAACUUCACCUGGUGUGUGGUGGUUGGGGUCUUCAUACAGUUCAGCCUCUGGAGCGGCAACAAAUCAGCUGAUGGGGAUUGGAAACAAAGAAGACUAUAUAAAACUCACCCAUCGUACUUUGAGACUACUCACUGG